GAAAACACCAUGAACCUCGACCUGACCGAUUUCAAGCAGACGUCAUGCGAGGGCUAUGUGACCAAGCGAGGCCACGUCAUGAAGUCGUGGCGGCGCCGCUACAUGGUGCUCGACGGCGACACGCUCAAGGUGUCGUACUACGACAGCAAGACGAUUUACAAGAGCGACAAGCCCAAGGAAAAAGGAUCGUUCAUCCUCGCCGAGAUCGAAAAGCACGACUACAGCGACGAAGGCGGUGGUGUCAAGCCGUAUGGCUUCAAGCUCGUAGGUCAUGCACCGGGGCACGGCUACAAGGAGUUUUGCGUCUAUGUCGAGACGGCCAAGGACCAAACGCAGUGGCUUGAAGUGGCGCACAAUGCGCUCGGCAAAAACGUCACGCCACAGGCGUCCGUGGACCAGCGAGCGAGCGCGCUCUUGGGGCACCGUGCACCCUCGGGCUUCCUCACGUCGGCGCCGGUCCAGCUUCGCAAUGUCAACAAGACCAAGGAAGAACUUUUGCGCAAGGCGAUCGUGACGCUUGAGCAUGCACGGACCGUGGGCGACAACACUGUCUCGGAAAUGGGCCACAACGCAGAAAUGCUCGAUAUUGCCGAGGCCAAUAUGGACUACGUGGAGACGGAGCUCGACCGCGGCGACAACAUCAUCAAAAAGAUGACGAGUCCUUUCUUCUACUACUUUUCCAGCUCCAAGAGCAAAAAGAAGGGGACAGGGUCGCCCAAAUCCAAGUCGGCGCGAAGCCACCAGCCCCAAACGCCCAUGAAUUCGCCAACCCACAAAAAGUCAAGUGGCCCGGCGUCCAAGGCAGGUGGCGCGACCACUGAUGCCGGCGACGACGAACUCGACCAGCUCUCCAAGAUCCUCGCGUCGCUCGAAGUCCACGCCAACACGAUCAGCACCGAGGUCGAGCGCACAACCGAGCAAAUCGACCGGAUUCAGAAGAAGAUGGUCGAGGCCGACGAGCGCAUCGUCGAGCAGAGUGCCAAAGUCCACGCGAUCCAAGAAAAGAACAAGCUCUAGUCAGAUUGAGUGCAACAAACCGACUCACUUGCGGUCCA
Saprolegnia parasitica CBS 223.65 is the source of this 1055-nucleotide messenger RNA. RefSeq lists its product as hypothetical. The coding region runs from base 10 to 1017 and encodes 335 amino acids. The record is from RefSeq and is a predicted model, not a curated record. Lineage: Eukaryota; Oomycota; Saprolegniomycetes; Saprolegniales; Saprolegniaceae. Gene Ontology annotation, cellular component: plasma membrane. The transcript is spliced from 5 exons.